Molecule: messenger RNA, 912 nt
Organism: Paramecium tetraurelia
Lineage: Eukaryota; Ciliophora; Oligohymenophorea; Peniculida; Parameciidae
Exons: 5
Source: RefSeq, a predicted model, not a curated record
AUGACCUCUCUUGCCAAAACUAUGGAACUGAUACAAUGCUUUUCUAAUCCAGCUCACUUCUCCCAAUAACCCAAUUUCUUAAACCCUUAUCCUCUAUAAUAGAUAAAUUUCAACUAAAAAUAAAAAAAUAGCGCCGAUAAUCCAAUUACAGUUGACGAUGAUGAACCUGUACAACAACAAAAAAAAUGUCAUAAUCCACUUUGCAAGAAUGUGGGAGACAAAAAGGCCAAGUCCAAAAAGAAUGACAUCUUAUUCUUUUGUGACAAAUGUUCCAAAUUGUAUAAUAAAGGAAAUUUUUGCGACUUUUGUGAAUAAGUCUAUGGAUCCUAUGACGAUGAGGCAGUCUGGGUGUAAUGUGAUUCCUGUCAAAAAUGGAAUCACAUCGUAUGCGAAUAAAAAAACAGAAAUUAAAAUAUUCAAAUAGAAUUUGAAACCAGUCAAUAUCACUGUUUGACUUGUUCCAAAAAUGUUAAGAAACCAAAAGUUCCUAAAAAAGUUGAAGAACCUUCGGUCAUCAAAUAACGACCAAUAAUAGAAUAAGAAGAUUGCAGAAACAGAGAAAAGAACAUUACCUUUGUAGCAACCAAAGAUAAUAAAAUUUAAUACACUUUUCGAUUCAAUUUAAUGGAAGAUGAAAUCAAACAAGAUUUGGAUUCAUUAAGAAAUUCAACUAAAAAAAAAUAAAAAACUUAACAAUCCUCUCCUCCGAAAAUCUAACAAGUCGUUCCCACUUAAUAAACUACUCAGCCUCCAAAGCAAUAAACCUAACAGGAAACUUAGGAUUCCUCAUUCGCCAAUAGAAACUUAAGAAGAAGAAUUAAUUAAAAAAUAAACUAUAGAGAUUUGAUUGGGGAGUAUUGAAAUUUAUAAUAUUCCAAGCAUUAUUAAUAUUAAUCUAAUUUAAAUAUAAAA